UUCUCAGGCCUUCGUAAUGGAUCGAAGCUUUUAUGAAGGACAAAGUUUAUCAGGAGAAGACCUGAUAUUGGUUUCAGUUUCAAUAAAGGUAGUCAAUUCUGACCUUGCCUGCUUUUCGGAGUUUGGGAGUCAGGUUAUGAUGCAGGGUAGCAUACAGUUAAAAAUCUAUGUUGGUUGCCCACCUGGAAACAGACUAGCUUUUGACAUUGCCUACACUCUGAACUACAGUAUCAGUAAAAAUAACGUGUACUUUGACUGUGUCGAGCCAGAUGAAAUUCCAUGCUUCUAUUACCAACACUGUAAGUGCUGA
Messenger RNA from Amblyraja radiata (thorny skate), 310 nucleotides. RefSeq names its product cation channel sperm-associated protein subunit gamma-like. Gene Ontology annotation, cellular component: CatSper complex; sperm principal piece; motile cilium. The record is from RefSeq and is a predicted model, not a curated record. Bases 17 to 310 code for a protein of 97 amino acids. The transcript is spliced from 3 exons. Lineage: Eukaryota; Metazoa; Chordata; Chondrichthyes; Rajiformes; Rajidae.